Physeter macrocephalus (sperm whale) is the source of this 895-nucleotide messenger RNA. RefSeq names its product calcium voltage-gated channel auxiliary subunit gamma 5 (gene CACNG5). The record is from RefSeq and is a predicted model, not a curated record. Gene Ontology annotation, cellular component: postsynaptic density membrane; AMPA glutamate receptor complex. Gene Ontology annotation, molecular function: channel regulator activity; voltage-gated calcium channel activity. The transcript is spliced from 5 exons. Gene Ontology annotation, biological process: positive regulation of synaptic transmission, glutamatergic; regulation of AMPA receptor activity; calcium ion transport. The coding region runs from base 1 to 828 and encodes 275 amino acids. NCBI's taxonomy places the organism in Eukaryota, Metazoa, Chordata, Mammalia, Artiodactyla, Physeteridae.
AUGGGCGCCUGCAGGAGAAAGGCCCUGACCCUGCUGAGCAGCGUCUUUGCCGUGUGCGGCCUGGGCCUGCUGGGCACCGCGGUCAGCACGGACCACUGGCUGUACCUGGAGGAGGGCGUGGUCCUGCCCCAGAACCAGAGCACCGAGACCAAGAUGGCCCUGCACUCAGGCCUGUGGAGGGUCUGCUUCCUCGCAGGUGAGGAGCGGGGACGCUGCUUCACCAUAGAGUAUGUGAUGCCUGUGAGCGCCCAGCUCACCUCCGAGUCCACGGUCAACGUGCUAAAAAUGAUUCGCUCGGCCACGCCGUUCCCCCUGGUCAGCCUCUUCUUCAUGUUCAUCGGCUUCAUCCUGAGCAACAUUGGACACGUCCGUCCCCACAGGACAAUCCUGGCCUUUGUCUCCGGCAUCUUCUUUAUCCUCUCCGGCCUCUCGCUGGUGGUGGGCCUGGUGCUGUACAUCUCCAGCAUCAACGAUGAGAUGCUCAACAGGACCAAGGAUGCGGAGACCUACUUCACCUACAAGUACGGAUGGUCGUUUGCCUUCGCUGCCAUCUCCUUCCUCUUAACGGAGAGUGCGGGGGUGAUGGCCGUGUACCUGUUCAUGAAGAGGUGCACCGCCGAGGACGUGUACAGGCCUCACCCCGGUUUCUACCGCCCGCGUCUGAGCAACUGCUCGGAUCACUCGGGCCAGUUCCUGCACCCGGACGCCUGGGCGCGAGGCCGCAGCCCGUCCGACAUCUCCAGCGACGUCUCCCUGCAGAUGAACAGCAGCUACCCAGCCCUGCUCAAGUGCCCCGACUACCGCCAGAUGUCUUCCUCCCCCUGCUGAGUCCCCGCCCCGAUUGCCACGCCCAGACAGCCUUCCCUGCCCCCGCUGCCCUUGCUCUACGCCCGGC